GCAGAAACCGGGAAGCUCAGCACGCGGCCAAUCUAUAAAUAGCUGCCACCCCUCUUGCCUUUCCCUCCACACCCCCAACAACACCACCGGCCAUUUCCCUCCUCUUCCUCUUCGUCUCCUUCUUCUUCCCCCUUCUACUCCUCCUCUGCUGAUUGACAAGCGCAAGUGAAGCGAGCAAGCCCAAGCAAAGCUCCAAUGGGUGCUUUUCUCCUGUUCGUAUGCAUGCUCAUGCCUUUCUUGCUUGCCUGCGCCGUCCGCGGCCGGCGGCGGCAGGCGGGUUCGUCGGAGGCGUGCGGCGGCCGCGGUCUGCCGCUGCCGCCCGGGUCGAUGGGGUGGCCGUACGUCGGCGAGACGUUCCAGCUCUACUCGUCCAAGAACCCCAACGUGUUCUUCAACAUGAAGCGGAACAGGUACGGUCCCAUCUUCAAGACGCACAUCCUGGGCUGCCCCUGCGUGAUGGUGUCCAGCCCGGAGGCGGCGCGGUUCGUCCUGGUGACGCAGGCGCACCUCUUCAAGCCCACCUUCCCGGCGAGCAAGGAGCGGAUGCUGGGGCCCCAGGCCAUCUUCUUCCAGCAAGGUGACUACCAUGCCCACCUCCGCCGCCUCGUCUCCCGCGCCUUCUCCCCGGAGGCCAUCCGCGCCUCCGUCCCCGCCGUCGAGGCCAUCGCGCUUCGCUCCCUCCACUCCUGGGACGGCCAAUUCGUCAACACCUUCCAAGAGAUGAAGACCUACGCGCUGAAUGUGGCAUUGCUGUCCAUCUUCGGCGAGGAAGAGAUGCAAUACAUCGAGGAGCUGAAGCAGUGCUACCUGACGCUGGAGAAGGGGUACAACUCGAUGCCGGUGAACCUGCCGGGCACUCUGUUCCACAAGGCCAUGAAGGCCCGGAAGCGGCUGGGCGCCAUUGUGGCCCACAUCAUCUCGGCCCGGCGCGAGCGGCAACGCGGGAGCGACCUGCUGGGGUCAUUCGUGGAUGGCCGCGAGGCCCUCACCGACGCCCAGAUCGCCGACAACGUCAUCGGUGUCAUCUUCGCCGCCCGCGACACCACCGCCAGCGUCCUCACUUGGAUGGUCAAGUUUCUCGGUGACCACCCCGCCGUCCUCAAGGCCGUCACCGAGGAGCAGCUGCAGAUCGCGAAGGAGAAAGAGGCGACGGGCGAGCCGCUGUCAUGGGCGGACACGCGGCGGAUGUGGAUGACGAGCCGCGUCAUUCAGGAGACGAUGCGGGUCGCGUCCAUCCUCUCCUUUACCUUCCGGGAGGCCGUGGAGGACGUGGAGUACCAAGGGUACCUGAUCCCCAAGGGCUGGAAAGUGCUUCCUCUGUUUCGCAACAUCCACCACAACCCUGACCACUUCCCCUGCCCUGAAAAGUUCGACCCGUCCCGCUUCGAGGUGGCGCCCAAGCCCAACACGUUCAUGCCGUUCGGGAACGGGGCCCAUUCGUGCCCGGGCAACGAGCUCGCCAAGCUGGAGAUGCUCGUGCUCUUCCACCACCUCGCCACCAAGUACAGGUGGUCCACGUCCAAGUCCGAGAGCGGCGUUCAGUUCGGCCCCUUCGCGCUGCCGCUCAAUGGCCUCCCCAUGAGCUUCACCCGCAAGCACGAGCAGGAGUGAAAAACCGUACCCCAAAAAAGGGGGAAAAAAAAGAGGAUGGCAUCGGCUAGCUGUGGGGAAGCUGGCAACCAACCAUCAACGGCGUGCAACGGCACCACUCAGCUCAGCGAGCGCGGGACGAGUCCAUUUUCGCGGCGGUCACCGUCCCGGGGGACACCUGUUGGCGCCGCGGUGGGAGCGGGAGACCGAACGGUCGAUUCCGUAUUUGCACGGACCAUCAGAGUCCUUGUACAGAUUCUUCAGCUAGGACCACGGUUGGCGAUCGAGAGGAGAAGGAAGUAGUAGCAGGAGCAAGAGUUGAAGGAAAAAAAAAAACGAAACAGCACGUAGACAUCUGAGCUAGGGAGCGCCACAAAGAAGUGGCCCUUAAUUGUAAAACCAACCAUUUUUUAUCCUUUUUGCUUAGUUUUUGUUUUUCAGUUUUACAAACAACUAUAGGAGAAGAGUAGAGAAGAGAGGUGGAGAAGAGACAGGGAGGUUGAGAGGGCCUGAUUGGGAUGUAAGCUAGGUUGCCCGCCUGAAAGCAGGCUGGCAUGCAGCUAGGUCGAAUAAUCGAGGCGAGCGAUGGACGGAUCGAUUCAUCGAUCGCAAUGGUCAAAAUGGAAGAACGUCGUGAUCCUGCGGCCUAAGCCAGGCCACGGGAGAGCGACUCCUCUGUACCGUUUCGUCCAACUCAAGAGAAAAUGACCUUCCUGAGAAAA
Molecule: messenger RNA, 2312 nt
Organism: Oryza brachyantha (malo sina)
Lineage: Eukaryota; Viridiplantae; Streptophyta; Magnoliopsida; Poales; Poaceae
Product: abscisic acid 8'-hydroxylase 1
Exons: 5
Coding region: 196-1611 (471 amino acids)
Biological process (GO): sterol metabolic process; abscisic acid metabolic process
Molecular function (GO): iron ion binding; heme binding; oxidoreductase activity, acting on paired donors, with incorporation or reduction of molecular oxygen, NAD(P)H as one donor, and incorporation of one atom of oxygen
Source: RefSeq, a predicted model, not a curated record